CAGCAUGGGGGCGCAGCCUUCGUAGCCUUAUCGCAAGCAAGCCGUAUCGACCCGCGCGCGUCGCCCGCCAUCUUUCUUCGCGCAUGCGCAAAAUAUUGCGACAAAACUGACGUUUCGGCACACCAGUGCGAACCGACUAUCCCGCAAAUGUGUAGAUAAUUUUGUAAAUACAACUCCAGUGAUAAUUGUACCAUGCCUGUGCUUGUGUAAAAGAGGAACGGAACUAGAGCCAGCAUCAUGAUCGACCCAAGCUCAUCCGAAGAAGACAGUGAGGAUGAACAUAAGAAGCAACCCACCAAAUUACCAGUCGUGCCUCCUGGAGCAUUGGUCGGUGGUCGCCCGUCUGUCCGUGGCAAACCUGAGCUACCCAGAGGAUCAACAGCUGGUCUACCAGGUGCAAGUCCGUUAACAACUGCACCUCAUGCAGCACCUCUACAUCCAGCUACAAGACAGAGAGAACAAGCAGCCCUAGCACCACCACCUCAUGCAUCGUGUAGAUCGUUCUUGCGCAGGACAUCAACGGGGAGUGCCAGCUCGGGGGAGGCACCCGCCCCCUCCCCCAGCCCAUCCGGCGCCAGUCACUCCGACAAGGACCAAGAUCCUCAGGAAAAGAUCGAAAAACUAGAAGAGGAUAAGAAACGCCGCCUCCAAUUGUACGUGUUUGUGUCCCGAUGCAUCGCCCACCCGUUCAAUGCUAAACAACCGACAGACAUGACGAGACGCCAUACGAAACUCACUCCUCAUCAGCUCGAGACCAUACAAGCCAGGUUCCAGGCUUUCCUCAAAGGAGAAACACAAAUAUUAGCCGACGAAGCAUUCCAAAACGCGGUACAAUCGUACCACGAUGUGUUUCUCAAAUCAGAAAGAGUUGAACAGAUGGUGAAAUCCGGCGCGUGUUCGCACCACGAUUUUCGCGAAGUCUUCAGAAAUAACAUUGAGAAGAGAGUCAGAUCCCUGCCGGAGAUCGAUGGGUUAAGUAAAGAGACGGUACUAUCGUCCUGGCUAGCUAAGUUCGACUGCAUUAUGAAGGGAACGGGAAUUACAGGAAUACCAGGAGAUGAUGAGUCCAAAAGGCCGUCCCGAGCGCAGCAGCAGAGCCUCAACGCGGAGUGCAUCCUCAGCAAGGAGCAGUUGUACGACAUGUUCCAGCAGAUCCUGGGAGUGAAGAAGUUUGAACAUCAACUGCUGUUUAAUGCUUUGCUUUUGGAUUCAGCGGAUGAACAAGCGGCCGCCAUAAGAAGAGAACUCGAUGGAAGAAUGCAGAAAGUUAAUGAAAUGGAGAAGAACCGAAAACUGAUGCCCAAAUUCGUGCUGAAAGAAAUGGAGUCCCUGUACAUCGAAGAGCUGAAGUCCUCAAUCAACCUGCUGAUGGCCAACUUGGAGUCCCUCCCCGUGUCCAAGGGUGGAGCGGACUCGAAAUAUGGCCUCCAUAAAAUCAAGCGGUAUAAUCACAGAUCGAACGCCGGACCAGAUCCGAGUCCAAGGUUGAGUAAGCAGCUAUGUUUCAGAUCACAAGGCUCUCUAGCUAACAAGCUGACGGGAGAAGCCGACGGUGAAGCCGACACACAACUGACGAAAAUGGACGUAGUGCUUACGUUUCAAAUUGAGGUGGUUGUUAUGGAGGUAAAAGGUCUGAAAUCAUUAGCACCCAAUAGAAUAGUGUACUGUACAAUGGAGGUGGAAGGCGGCGACAAACUGCAGACCGACCAGGCAGAGGCUUCGAAACCCAUGUGGGACACCCAAGGAGAUUUCAGUACUACCCAACCAUUACCAGCUGUGAAAGUUAAGUUAUACACCGAAAACCCUGGAGUCCUCGCUUUGGAGGAUAAGGAACUGGGAAAAGUAGUGCUCAGGCCGACGCCUCUUUCCAGCAAGGCUCCAGAAUGGCAUCGUAUGACAGUACCUAAAAACUUACCGGAUCAAGAUCUGAGGAUCAAGAUUGCCUGCCGUAUGGAUAAACCACUUAAUAUGAAGCAUUGUGGCUACCUCCACGUGAUAGGCAAGAACGUGUGGCGCAAAUGGAAGCGUCGCUACAUGGUGCUGGUGCAAGUCAGUCAGUAUACCUUCGCGCUCUGUUCGUACAAGGACAAGAAGUCGGAGCCCGCGGAAAUGAUGCAGCUUGACGGCUUCACUGUUGACUACAUAGAGCUGGCCAGCGCUCAACUGAUAGUCGGUCAAGAGCUGGAAGGCGCUAAAUACUUCAUGAACGCUGUGCGCGAUGGCGAGUCUGUCCUCAUGGGCGUGACGGAUGAAAACGAGUGCCAUCUGUGGGUCAUGGCGUUGUACCGCGCCACGGGACAGAGCCACAAGCCCACACCGCCCACGACCUCCGACACGCACCAUAAGAUCAUGGGAGACGCGGACAAGGCUCGUAAACACGGCAUGGAAGACUACAUCCAGGCUGAUCCGUGUCAAUUUGAUCAUCACCAACUGUUCUGCAUGCUUCAGUCUUUGACGCUGAAGUAUCGUCUCCAAGAUCCUUACUGUUCAUUGGGCUGGUUCUCCCCUGGCCAAGUAUUCGUCCUAGAUGAAUACUGCGCGCGUUACGGAGUCCGCGGCUGCUUCCGCCAUCUUUGCUACCUCUCAGACCUCCUGGACGUGGCCGAGAGUGGCCAGCAGACCGUGGACCCCACCCUCAUGCACUACUCCUUCGCAUUCUGCGCCAGUCAUGUGCAUGGGAACAGAGUAAGCCCUACGGAAGACGUGGUUCACAGUACCGCGACGUUGCCUGGCAGGCCAGACGGCGUGGGCAGCAUCACCGUGCAAGAGAAGGAGAAGUUCGCCGAGAUCAAGGAACGGCUGAAGGCAUUGUUGCAGCACCAGAUCACCAACUUCAGAUACGCGUUCCCGUUCGGAAGGCCCGAGGGGGCGUUGAAGGCAACCCUGUCCCUUUUGGAACGGGUGCUGAUGAAGGACGUGGUGACCCCAGUCGCGCCGGAGGAGGUCAGGGCGAUGAUACAGACCAGCUUGGAGAAUGCAGCGCUGUUGAACUACACGCAGCUUAGUCAAAAGGCCAAUAUUGAAGAGGAUCUAAGAGGUGAAACAAUGGUUACACCAGCGAAGAAGCUUGAAGAUCUGAUUCAUCUAGCUGAGAUCUGCGUCGAUCUAUUACAACAGAACGAAGAACAUUACGCCGAGGUUUAUAACACAAAACCGGAUUCUAGCGGUCAACAAAAUGCGUUUGCGUGGUUCUCUGAACUGCUGGUGGAACAUGCUGAAAUCUUCUGGGCAUUGUUUGGAGUGGACAUGGACCGAGUUCUAGCAGAACAGCCUCCUGACACCUGGGACUCGUUCCCGCUGUUCCAGAUCUUGAACGAUUACUUGAGGACGGAUGAAAAUCUGAAAGGCGGGAGAUUCCAUGAGCACCUGCGGGACACUUUCGCGCCGUUGGUGGUGCGAUAUGUGGACCUCAUGGAAUCCUCCAUCGCGCAGUCCUUGCACAAGGGAUUCGAGAAGGAACGAUGGGAGAUAAAGGGUAACGGCUGCGCGACGAGCGAGGAGUUGUUCUGGAAGCUGGACGCGCUGCAGUGCUUCAUCCGCGACCUGCACUGGCCCGAGCCCGAGUUCCGCUCGCACCUCGAGCAGCGCCUCAAGCUCAUGGCCAGCGACAUGAUGGAGACCUGCAUACAGAGGACCGAGGCUUCCUUCCAGUCGUGGCUGAAGAAGAGCGUGACGUUCAUGUCGACGGACUACAUCCUGCCGGCGGAGACCUGCGCGAUGGUCAACGUGGCGCUCGACGCCAAGAACCAGGCGCUCAAACUCUGCGCCGUCGAGGGAGUUGACAUUGAUUUACCGGACAAUAUAUUAAUAAUGCAGUACCAGUACCACGCUAAGAUGGACGCCCAGAUAGAGGCGUGCCUACAGGCGAUGGCGACCGGGAUGACCACGCGGCUGUCUGCCGUCCUCGAGGCCACGCUGGCCAAGAUCGCGCGGUUUGAUGAGGGGAGUUUGAUCGGGUCGAUCCUGACCAUCGCCAACGUGUCCGGCUCCGGCAAGGACAUCGGCCAGGGCUACGUCAACUUCAUGAGGAACUCCAUGGAUCAGAUCAGAUCUAAGGUGACGGACGAGCUGUGGAUCCUGCAGCUGUUCGAGCAGUGGUACGGCAUCCAGAUCAACCUGAUCAGCACGUGGCUCGCCGAGAGGCCCGUGCUGCACCCCCACCAGGUCACCGGCAUCUCCAUCAUCCUCAAGAAAAUGUACAGCGACUUCGAACUGCAAGGCGUUAUCGACGACAAGCUCAACUCGAAGACAUACCAGAACGUGGCGGCCAGAAUGCACACCGAAGAGGCCACUUGCAGCCUACUUCUCACGCAGCAGGACGCCAGUGGUGGUGACGACGGCGGCUCGGAGGAAGGCUCGAGGAGCGGCAAGUCCAAACUCGAAGCGCUCACUGAGGAAGCCAAGCUUGGCAACGUCACCGCUGUUGUUGGCAAGGUUGGAAAUAUGUUCGGACGCGGUAUCGGCGAGCUGUCGACGAAGCUGGGAGGCCCGUCGUCUUGGUUUUAGCGUAUCACAAGCAAUCACGUCAUAACUUUGCAUUAUAUCGACGUCAAAAGUUGAAACGAACAGCGUUUUGUUACUGCAUCGCAACAAACGACUAAACAACCACAACAACUAAACCGAUGCAAUGACAAAAAUGCUCAUACAUUCUGUGAUUGAAAUGAAAAUAAAAUAUAUUGGAUUACACGCCGCCAUUUUGACAACGUAUUAUCCAACAAAAUGGCGGCUCAAUCGCUAGGUAUAUCAUAAGUGGCCAGUUAACGCAUAGCUUAGUGUGAUUACAUAGUGUUAAAGAGAAAAAGGUUAGAUUUUAUUUUAUAAAGAAAGCUUUAUGUACAGAUAGACAAUUUCAUUCAUUUAUUGGGACAUAUAAAUUGUGGGCGCGAUUCUUGUAAUGUAAACCUACAACUGGUGGUCUUUAAUGCAGUUUUCUUUCAUGGUGGGUCAAGACCCACCAUAGACCACACUCGAUUCGUGCCCUAUAGUUACUAAAGUAGUGUUCAAAAACACAAUCAAAGUAUAAUUACAAAAAUAUAUUAUUGCAUAUAACACAAUGCUACAAUAAGAAUACAUAUCGCUUUGGCAAAAAUAAUAAUAAUAUGUUAAUAAUUUGUCAGUAUAUUGUAAUAUUUACAAAAAUAAAAUAUAUUAAAACAUGUAAUAAUGGAAUGAUAUGAGGCGUGUGGUGCGGGUGAUGUCGAGUCUCUCGAGUGACGUUACGUUUGAACAACUUUAAAUCUUGUUAAAAUCUGUUAUUUUCGCAUGGUAACACUUUCGAAUAAUUUACGAGUGUUUGUGCACGUUUAUUAAAAGUUUUCAAAACUCGCUCUCUAUCUUCAAAAUAUUUUUCUAAACUAAACACUUCUCGAUGCUUAAAUUCCUUGCAUUUUUAUAAAAGCGCCAAAAUAUAUUCCUUGACAGGUAUUAUUUUUCGAAGUUAUUGCCAACAAUAAAAAUUAACCAAUUUUGUGGUAGAUUUCUUUGUUUUUAUAAGAAUGCAAUGUUUGCAACUUUUCGCUAUAGUAUAAUAAUUACAAUCUAGCAACACUUUAUCUCGAUUAGUGAAAAUAUACCUAUUUAUAUAUAAAAAUAUAUUAAACUAUUGAUAGCUGUAUUUGUUAUCCAAAUAAUAUUCUUCUACGCUAAACACAUUACAAAUUUUUGAACUAGGAAAAAUUAAACGUUCUCUAGAUGAAAAUAUGUUUAAAGAAUAGCGUAUAGUCGCUAUGCUGUGACGCCUUAUCUCAACUGUAUGGAAACGUGUGUCGGAGGAGUCGUUUCAUGGUUUUUAUCAUAUUUUCUUUCACUACACUUUCUCCUAAACAUUCAUGGGUCCAAAACUUGGUUCCCCUAGUUGUAGAGUCUGUCAUUAGUUAACUUCAAUGCAUCUAUUGAAAAGGAAGUGAAGAUUUGUAUCGCCAUAGAAUGAGUAGAUGGAGACUUUGUAAAGAGAUUUUUACGCCAUAAACAAUAGAGUGAGAUCACGUAAAUAGGUCGGUAAAAGCACAGUUAUCGUAUUGGAAGUAGAUUCAUUUAUCAAGGGCAUUAAAACAGUAUUUGCAAGAAACGUUAUAAUUUUGACGGAAAGCCGUUUUAUUUUUAAAUUUAAACUUCGCUGUAAAAUUGCAGUUCACACGAAAAUUAUAUUUGCGUCUUAACAUAUUUUCCUUUUAAAUACGGAUACGUUAUGCUCAUUUAAAUAUAAAUAAUUAGUCUUAAUAUUGAGAUACGCAAUUUUUGAUUCUAUCUAACUGUUACCUUUUGGAAUACUAAUAAUUUCUAGUGAUUUCAUCUUUAAAAUACUUAUUAUAAUUGAAGGUACUUUACAUGUUCUCAUUUCACUGAGUUGUUAUGAAUUAAAAAUAUAUACUGCCUCGGUGGCGUAGUUGUAUUGCAUGUCCGGUACAAUACCGCUCUGAGGUCCUGGGUUCGAAUCCCGGGUCGGGCAAAGUGAUAUUUGGGUUUUUCUGCUCAGUAUCAGCCCGGAGUCUGGAAUUUGUGCCCGAUAUGGCGAUAGGCUCGCCCCCUAUCACAUCAUGGGACGGAACAUACUUGGCGAAAAGUGGGUGCCCUAGUUGCGUCUCUGCAUAGCCCUUCGGGGAUAAAAUGCGUGAUGUUAUGUAUGUAUGUAUGUAUGUAAAAAUAUAAAAAAAGUGUAAUGUUUAUGUUCUUAGGAUAAUUUUUAUUCAACAUUAAAAAACCUCUUUGCAUGUUAGAUAAACUUAAUUUUAUAUUUAGAACAUAUUUUUGCCACCAAUCCACACAAGGUAUUUUACUGGCAUAAGUGUCAUAAUGUUACCACUUAAAAAAAACUACCAAAUCGGUAAAAAAAAAAUAUAAAUUUCAUGUGAACUGCUUAUCAUUUAAUUCACGAGGCACCGAGGUAAAAGAAGGAAAACGUCAGUUCUGUAGUGUUUAAGUGCAUUGUAAGGCCCGACUGAAGCUGCAAAGCGUAGUACAUGCUUGACUUAUUUCGCUACUGGAAACUUGUUAUGGCGUACAAAUAAAAUCUUGUGCCUAUCUUAACGACAGCUCUUUGUGACGCCAUGACGAGUUUUCGGCAAAGCUUCGAAAUGCAGAGUGCAUCGCGUGUGUAAAGGGAUACAAUAAAAAAUAUUUACAAUAAAAAUGUUUACUGUUCC
Manduca sexta (tobacco hornworm) is the source of this 7142-nucleotide messenger RNA. RefSeq names its product calcium-dependent secretion activator (gene Cadps). The transcript has 36 exons. Lineage: Eukaryota; Metazoa; Arthropoda; Insecta; Lepidoptera; Sphingidae. The record is from RefSeq and is a predicted model, not a curated record. The coding region runs from base 238 to 4506 and encodes 1422 amino acids. Gene Ontology annotation, biological process: dense core granule exocytosis; synaptic vesicle exocytosis.